AUGGCCGAGGGCGGGGAAGGGGAGGAUGAUGUGCAGUUUCUGCGCACCGAGGAUGAAGUCGUCCUGCAGUGCUCCGCCACCAUCCUCAAGGAGCAACUCAAGCUGUGCCUGGCGGCCGAGGGCUUCGGCAACCGCCUCUGCUUCCUGGAGUCGACCUCCAACGCCCAGAAUGUCCCCCCGGACCUGGCUAUCUGCUGCUUCAUCCUGGAGCAGUCGCUCUCCGUCCGCGCCCUGCAGGAGAUGCUGGCGAACACCAUGGAGGUGGGCAGCGAGUCUUCACAGGGCGGUGGGCACAGGACCCUGCUCUACGGCCACGCCAUCCUGCUCCGCCAUUCUCACAGUGCCAUGUACCUGAGCUGCCUGACCACGUCCCGCUCCCUGACGGACAAACUGGCCUUCGAUGUGGGGCUGCAGGAGGACGCCUCAGGGGAAGCCUGCUGGUGGAUCAUCCACCCCGCCUCCAAGCAGCGGUCGGAGGGCGAAAAGGUUCGAGUCGGGGACGACCUCAUCUUGGUCAGCGUCUCCUCUGAGCGCUACCUGCACCUCUCCACGGCCAGCGGGGACCUGCAGGCCGACGCCUCCUUCAUGCAGACGCUCUGGAACAUGAACCCCAUCUGCUCAGGCUGCGAGGAAGGGUACGUGACGGGGGGUCACGUCAUGCGUCUCUUCCACGGGCACAUGGACGAAUGCCUCACCAUCUCCUCCAGCGAGCAGGGCGAGGAGGAGCGCAGGGUGGUGAACUACGAGGGCGGCGCCGUUUGCACCCACGCCCGCUCCCUCUGGAGGCUGGAGCCCUUGCGCAUCAGCUGGAGCGGGAGCUACAUGCGAUGGGGGCAGCGGUUCCGGGUGCGGCACGUCACCACCGGGCGCUACCUGGGCCUGACCGAGGAGAAGGGGCUGGUCGUGAUGGACGCCGAGAAAGCCAACACCAAGGCCACGGCCUUCUGCUUCCGCGCCUCCAAGGAGAAGCUGGACGUGGCGCCCAAGCGGGACGUGGAGGGCAUGGGGGCCGCCGAGAUCAAGUACGGCGAGACCAUGUGCUUCGUGCAGCACGCGGCCAGCGGCCUGUGGCUGACGUACGCCGCGCCCGACGCCAAGGCUCUGCGCCUGGGCCUGCUCAAGAGGAAGGCCAUCCUGCACCAGGAGGGGCACAUGGACGACGCCCUGUCCCUGACCCGCUGCCAGCACGAGGAAUCGCAGGCCGCCCGCAUCAUCUACAGCACCAGCGGCCUCUACAGCCACUUCGUCCGGGGCCUGGACAGCCUGAGCGGGAAGGGCAAGGCGGGCGCCGGGGCCGCGCUGCCCAUCGACGGGAUGAUCCUGAGCCUGCGGGACCUGAUCAUCUACUUCCAGCAUCCGGAGGAGGAGCUGCGGCACGAGGAGAAGCAGGGCCGGCUGCGCUCGCUCAAGAGCCGCCAGAACCUCUUCCAGGAGGAGGGCAUGAUCACGCUGGUGCUGGACUGCAUCGACCGCCUCAACCUGUACAGCACGGCCGCCCACUUCGCCGAGUUCGCGGGCGAGGAGGCGGCCGAGUCCUGGAAGGAGAUCGUCAACCUGCUGUACGAGCUGCUGGCCUCGCUGAUCCGGGGCAACCGCUCCAACUGCGCCCUCUUCUCCAACAACCUGGACUGGCUGGUCAGCAAGCUCGACCGGCUGGAGGCCUCCUCCGGGAUCCUGGAGGUGCUGUACUGCGUCCUCAUCGAGAGCCCCGAGGUGCUGAACAUCAUCGAGGAGAACCACAUCAAAUCCAUCAUCUCCCUGCUGGACAAGCACGGCCGCAACCACAAGGUCCUCGACGUGCUCUGCUCUCUGUGCGUCUGCAACGGGGUGGCCGUGCGCUCCAACCAGAACCUCAUCACCGAGAAUCUGCUCCCGCGCCGCGACCUGCUCCUGCAGACCAGCCUCAUUAACUACGUCACCAGCAUGCGUCCGAACAUCUUCCUGGGCACGCACGAGGGCUCGACGCAGUACAAGAAGUGGUACUACGAGCUGAUUGUGGAUUACGUGGAGCCCUUCGUCACGGCGCAGGCCACCCACCUGCGCGUGGGCUGGGCCAUGACCGAGGGCUACAGCCCCUACCCCGGGGGCGGGGAGGGCUGGGGCGGCAACGGCGUGGGGGACGACCUGUACUCCUUUGGCUUUGACGGCCUGCACCUCUGGUCAGGUCGCGUGGCCCGCGCCGUGGCCUCGCCCGGCCAGCACACGCUGGCGGCCGACGACGUGGUGAGCUGCUGCCUGGACCUGAGCGUGCCCAGCAUGUCCUUCCGCAUCAACGGCUUCCCCGUGCAGGGCAUGUUCGAGAACUUCAACGUGGACGGGCUCUUCUUCCCCGUGGUCAGCUUCUCCGCGGGCAUCAAGGUCCGCUUCCUCCUGGGGGGCCGCCACGGCGACUUCAAGUUCCUGCCCCCCCCGGGCUACACGCCCGGCUUCGAGGCCCUGCUGCCCCGCGAGCGGAUGCGGGUGGAGCCCAUCAAGGAGUACAGGCAGGAUGCGGGCAACGUCCGCAGUCUGCUGGGGCCCACCCAGGCCCUGUCCCACACGGCCUUCACCCCCUGCCCCGUCGACACCCAGCAGAUCGUCCUCCCCCCACACCUGGAGAGGAUCCGUGAGAAGCUGGCGGAGAACAUCCACGAGCUGUGGGCGCUGACCCGGAUCGAGCAGGGCUGGACCUACGGGCCCAUCCGGGACGACAACAAGCGGCUUCACCCCUGCCUGCUGGAUUUCCACAGCCUGCCCGAGCCGGAGAGGAACUACAACCUGCAGAUGUCGGGGGAGACCUUGAAGACGCUGCUGGCGCUGGGCUGUCACGUGGGCAUGGCCGACGAGAAGGCCGAGGAGAACCUCAAGAAGACCAAGCUGCCCAAAACGUACAUGAUGUCCAAUGGCUACAAGCCGGCCCCGCUGGACCUGGCCCACGUCAAGCUGACCCCGGCCCAGAACACGCUGGUGGACAAGCUGGCCGAGAAUGGCCACAACGUGUGGGCCCGGGACCGCGUCAGCCAGGGCUGGACCUACAGCAUCGUGCAGGACAUCAAGAACAAGCGGAACCCGCGCCUGGUGCCCUACAACCUGCUGGACGAACGGACCAAGAAGACGAAUCGCAACAGCCUGUGCGAGGCCGUGCGAACGCUGAUCGGCUACGGCUACAACAUCGAACCCCCCGACCAGGAGACCUCGGCCCAGGGGGUGCCCACGGCGCGCUCGGAGCGGGUACGGGUUUUCCGGGCGGAGCAGUGCUACGCCGUGCGGGCCGGGAGGUGGUACUUCGAGUUCGAGGCGGUGACCACGGGCGAGAUGCGCGUGGGCUGGGCCCGGCCGGACGUGCGCCCCGACGUGGAGCUGGGGGCCGACGAGCUCGCCUACGUUUUCAACGGCCACCGGGGCCAGCGCUGGCACGUCGGCAGUGAGCCCUUCGGCCGCUCCUGGCAGCCGGGCGACGUGGUCGGCUGCAUGAUCGACCUGACCGAGAACCACAUCAUGUUCACGCUUAACGGGGAGAUGCUGAUCAGCGACUCGGGCUCCGAGCUGGCCUUCAAGGACAUCGAAAUCGGAGAAGGCUUCCUCCCGGUGUGUAGCCUGGGCCUGGGCCAGGUGGGACGGCUGAACCUAGGCCAGGAGGUCAGCAGCCUGCGGUACUUCCCCAUCUGCGGGCUGCAGGAGGGCUUCGAGCCCUUCGCCAUCAACAUGAAACGCGACAUCAGCAUGUGGUUCAGCAAGAGCCUGCCGCAGUUCUCCCCCAUCCCCCCCGAGCACCCCCACUACGAGGUGUCGCGCAUCGACGGCACGGUGGACAACCCGCCCUGCCUGAAGCUGACGCACCGGACCUUCGGCUCGCAGAACGCGGUGAGCGAGCUGCUCUUCCUUCGGCUCAGCAUGCCCGUGGAGUUCCACGAGAAGUUCAAGUGCACGGCGGGGGCCACGCCCCUCACCCGCGCCCUCACCAUCCCUGAGGAGGACGUCAAGGACGUGGACCUCGACUCCGAGUUCGAGGUGCUCCGGAAGUCGGCCGGGCGUAAGGAGGCCGAGGAGGCUGAGAAGGAGAAGCAGGGGGGGCCCCUGGCCUCCCCCAAGGAGCCCCCCAGGGUGGAGAACGAGAAGGACGCGGCAUCGGAGAAGAGCAAGAUCAAGAGGGGCUUCCUGUUCAAGGCGAAGAAGGCCACGUUCAUCACCCCGCCCCCGGCGGUGCCCUCUGUGCAGCGCCUGGAGGAAGACGUGGUGCCCGACAACCGCGACGACCCCGAGAUCAUCAUGAACACCACCACGUACUACCAUUCGGUGCGGAUCUUCGCGGGCCAGGAGCCCACCUGCGUCUGGGUGGGCUGGGUCACCCCCGACUACCAUCAGCACGACAUGACCUUCGACCUGAGCAAGGUGCGCACCGUCACCGUCACCAUGGGCGACGACCAGGGCCACAUCCACGACAGCAUCAAGCGCAGCAAUUGCUACCUGGUGUGGGGCGGGGAGUUCGUGAGCAGCGGGCAGCAGACCCGGGUCAGCACCGUAGACCUGGUGCUCGGCUGCCUGGUCGACCUGGCCACGGGGCUCAUGACCUUCACGGCCAACGGCAAGGAGAUCAACGCCUUCUACCAGGUGGAGCCGAACACCAAACUCUUCCCGGCCGUCUUCGUCCUUCCCACGAGCCAGAAUGUCAUCCAGUUCGAGCUGGGCAAGAUGAAGAACAUCAUGCCCCUCUCAGCCGCCAUGUUCCACAGCGAGCGGAAGAACCCCGAGCCACAGUGCCCGCCACGCCUCGUCAUCCAGAUGCUGACGCCGGUGACCUGGAGCCGCGUGCCGAACGAGUUCCUGGCCGUGGAGACAGCCCGCAUCAGCGACCGGCACGGCUGGAUGGUGGAGUGCGGUGACCCCCUGGUCAUGAUGGCCUUGCACAUCCCCGAGGAGAGCCGGUGCAUCGACGUCCUGGAGCUGUCGGAGCAGCAGGCCCUGCUGACGUUCCAGCACCACUCACUGCAGCUGUACUGCGCCGUGUGCGCCCUGGGCAACAACCGGGUGGCGCACGCCCUGUGCAGCCACGUGGACGAGUCCCAGCUGCUGUACGCCAUCGAGAGCCCCCACCUGCCCGGCCCGCUCCGCAGCGGCUACUACGACCUGCUCAUGAGCAUGCACCUGGAGUCGGCCAAGCGGGCCCGGCUCACCAUGAACAGCGAGUUCAUCGUGCCCAUGACGGACGCCACCAAGAGCAUCCGGCUCUUCCCCGAGAGCAGCCGGCAGCCCGGCCUGCCCGGUGUGGGCACCAGCACCUGCCUGCGUCCGCCCCUGCACUUCGCCCCGCCCUGCUUCGUCAGCACCAGCCCCGAGCGCUACCAACUGAGCCCCGAGCUGCCGCUGGAGGCGCUGAAGCUGAAGGCGCUGGCCAUGCUGACGGAGGCGGUGCAGGACGGCGGGCAGCACAGCCGGGACCCAGUGGGCGGCAGCGUCCAGUUCCACUUCGUGCCCGUCCUCAAGCUGGUCUCCACCCUGCUGGUCAUGGGCGUCUUCGGGGAUGAGGACGUGCGGCACAUCCUGCGCAUGAUCGAGCCGGCCGUCUUCGGGGAGCCCGCCGAGGAGGAGCAGGGCGAGGCGGAGAAGCCGGAGGAGGAGGAGGGGGAGAAGGCCGGGGUGAAGGCUGGCGAGGAGGAGGCCGAGGAGCUGGAGGAGGGGCUGCUGCAGAUGAAGCUGCCCGAGUCGGUCAAGCUGCAGAUGUGCAACCUGCUGCAGUACUUCUGUGACCGGGAGCUGCAGCACCGGGUGGAGGCGAUCAUCGCCUUCUCGGAGCGCUACAUGGACCGGCUGCAGAGCAACCAGCGCCAGCGCUAUGGACUCCUCAUGCAGGCGUUCACCAUGUCGGCCGCCGAGACCGCCCGGCGCACCCGCGAGUUCCGCUCACCCCCGCAGGAGCAGAUCAACAUGCUGCUGCACUUCAAGCAAGGGGCGGACGAGGAGGAGUGCCCGGUGCCCGAGGACAUCCGCGACGAGCUGCUGGAUUUCCACACCGACCUGCUGAGCCACUGCGGCAUCGAGGCCGAGGGGGGGGAGGAGGAGGAGGAGGAGGACACGUCCCUGCGACACCGGCUCAGGACCCUGGUGCAGAAGGUGCUGAGCUUCCGGAAGAAGAAGAAGGAGCAGGAGGAGGAGCUGCCCCCCGAGGAGGAGCCGGCGCCCAGCACGCUGCAGGAGCUGAUCUCCCACACCAUGGUGCACUGGGCACAGGAGUCCUUCAUCCAGAGCCCGGCGCUGGUGCGUGUCAUGUUCAGCCUGCUGCACCGGCAGUACGACGCCAUCGGGGAGCUGCUCCGCGCCCUGCCCCGGGCCUACACCAUCAACGCCGUCUCAGUGGGCGACGCCAUGAGCCUGCUCGAGAGCCUGGGCCAGAUCCGCUCCCUGCUCAUCGUGCAGAUGGGCCCGGAGGAGGAGACCCUCAUGAUCCAGAGCAUCGGAAACAUCAUGAACAACAAAGUCUUCUACCAGCAUCCCAACCUGAUGCGAGCGCUGGGUAUGCACGAGACGGUCAUGGAGGUGAUGGUCAACGUGCUGGGAGGGGGCGAGUCCAAGGAGAUUCGCUUCCCUAAGAUGGUCACCAACUGCUGCCGCUUCCUCUGCUACUUCUGCCGUAUCAGCCGCCAGAACCAGCGCUCCAUGUUCGACCACCUCAGCUACCUGCUGGAGAACAGCGGCAUCGGGCUGGGUAUGCGGGGAUCCACUCCCCUGGAUGUGGCUGCUGCCUCCGUCAUCGACAACAACGAGCUGGCGCUGGCGCUGCAGGAGCAGGACCUGGAGAAGGUGGUGAUGUACCUGGCGAGUUGCGGCCUGCAGAGCUGCCCCAUGCUGCUGGCCAAGGGCUACCCCGACAUCGGCUGGAACCCCUGUGGGGGAGAGCGCUACCUGGACUUCCUGCGCUUCGCCGUCUUCGUCAACGGCGAGAGCGUGGAGGAGAACGCCAAUGUGGUGGUGCGGCUGCUGAUCCGCCGGCCCGAAUGCUUCGGGCCCGCCCUGCGCGGCGAGGGCGGCAGCGGGCUGCUGGCCGCCAUCGAAGAGGCCAUCAAGAUCUCGGAGGACCCGGCCCGGGACGGGCCCACCGUGAAGAAGGACCGUCGGCGGGAGCUGUUCGGGGGGGAGGAUACGCACGAGGAGAACCGGGUGCACCUGGGCAACGCCAUCAUGUCCUUCUACGCGGCGCUGAUCGACCUGCUGGGGCGCUGCGCCCCCGAGAUGCAUCUGAUUCAGGCCGGGAAGGGCGAGGCGCUGCGGAUCCGGGCCAUCCUGCGCUCCCUGGUGCCCCUGGACGACCUCGUCGGCAUCAUCAGCCUCCCGCUGCAGAUCCCUGCCUUUGGCAAGGACGGGAACGUGGUGGAGCCCCGGAUGUCGGCCAGCUUCGUGCCGGAUCACAAGGCGCCCAUGGUGCUGUUCCUGGACCGCGUCUACGGCAUCGAGAGCCAGGACUUCCUGCUGCACGUGCUGGAGGUCGGCUUCCUGCCCGACAUGCGGGCCGCCGCCUCGCUCGACACCGCCGCCUUCAGCACGACGGAGAUGGCGCUGGCCCUGAACCGGUACCUGUGCUGCGCCGUGCUGCCCCUCGUCACCAAGUGCGCGCCCCUCUUCGCGGGCACCGAGCACCGCGCCAUCAUGGUGGACUCCAUGCUGCACACCAUCUACCGUCUGUCCCGCGGGCGCUCCCUCACCAAGGCCCAGCGCGACGUCAUCGAGGAGUGUCUCAUGGCCCUGUGCCGGUACAUCCGGCCCUCCAUGCUACAGCACCUGCUGCGCCGGCUGGUCUUUGAUGUGCCCAUCCUCAACGAGUUUGCCAAGAUGCCCCUGAAGCUCCUGAACAACCACUACGAGCGGUGCUGGAAGUAUUACUGCCUGCCCACCGGCUGGGCCAGCUACGGCGUGAGCUCCGAGGAGGAGCUGCACCUCACCCGCAAGCUCUUCUGGGGCAUCUUCGACUCCCUGGCCCACAAGAAGUUCAAGGCGGAGCUGUACAAGCUGGCCAUGCCCUGCCUGUGCGCCAUCGCCGGCGCCCUGCCCCCCGACUACGUGGACGCCAGCUACUCCUCCAAGAUGGAGAAGAAGGCCUCCGUGGACGCCGAGGGCAACUUCGACCCCAAGCCCGUCGAGACCCUCAACGUCAUCAUCCCCGAGAAGCUGGACACGUUUAUCAACAAAUACGCCGAGCACACGCACGAGAAGUGGGCCUUUGACAAGAUCCAGAACAACUGGACCUUCGGGGAGACGAUCGAUGAGGAGGCCAAGACCCACCCCAUGCUGCGUCCCUACAAGACCUUCUCUGAAAAGGACAAGGAGAUCUACCGCUGGCCCAUCAAGGAGUCACUCAAAGCCAUGAUCGCCUGGGAGUGGACGGUGGAGAAGCCCCACGAGGGCGAGGAGGAGAAGACAGAGAAGAAGAAGACGCGGAAGAUCUCGCAGUCAGCCCAGGCGACCUACGACCCCAGCCACGGCUACAACCCCCAGCCCAUCGACCUGUUGGGGGUGACGCUCUCCCGGGAGCUGCAGGCCAUGGCGGAGCAGCUGGCUGAGAACUAUCACAACACCUGGGGGCGUAAGAAGAAGCAGGAGCUGGAGGCCAAAGGGGGCGGCUCCCACCCGCUGCUGGUGCCCUACGACACACUGACGGCCAAGGAGAAGGCCCGGGACCGCGAGAAGGCCCAAGAGCUGCUCAAAUUCCUACAGAUGAAUGGCUACGCCGUGACCAGGGGGCUGAAGGACAUGGAGCUCGACUCCUCUUCCAUCGAGAAGCGAUUUGCCUACGGCUUCCUGCAGCAGCUGCUCAAGUGGAUGGACAUCUCGCAAGAGUUCAUCGCCCACCUGGAGGCCGUGGUGAGCAGCGGGCGGGUGGAGAAAUCGCCCCACGAGCAGGAGAUCAAGUUCUUUGCCAAGAUCCUGCUGCCUCUCAUCAACCAGUACUUCCACAACCACUGCCUCUACUUCCUGUCCACACCCGCCAAGGUGCUGGGCAGUGGGGGCCAUGCCUCCAACAAGGAGAAGGAGAUGAUCACCAGCCUUUUCUGCAAGCUUGCAGCCCUGGUCAGGCACCGGGUCUCUCUGUUCGGCACGGACGCUACCGCCGUGGUGAAUUGCCUGCACAUCCUGGCUCGCUCCUUGGAUGCCAGGACGGUGAUGAAGUCAGGGCCAGAGAUCGUCAAGGCCGGGCUGCGCUCGUUCUUCGAGAGCGCCUCGGAGGACAUCGAGAAGAUGGUGGAGAACCUCAAGCUGGGCAAGGUGUCGCAGUCCCGCACCCAGGUGAAGGGGGUGGCGCAGAACAUCAACUACACCACGGUGGUGCUGCUGCCCGUGCUCACCUCCCUCUUCGAACACAUCGCCCAGCACCAGUUCGGGGACGACGUCAUCCUGGACGACGUCCAAGUCUCCUGCUACCGGACCCUGUGUAGCAUCUACUCCCUGGGCACCACCAGGAACCCCUACGUGGAGCGGCAGCGCCCCGCCCUGGGCGAGUGCCUGGCCCGGCUGGCAGCCGCGAUGCCCGUGGCCUUCCUGGAGCCGCACCUGAACAUGCACAACCCAUGCUCCGUCUACACCACCAAGUCGCCACGGGAGCGCGCCAUCCUGGGGCUGCCCAGCUGUGUGGAGGAGAUGUGUCCUGACAUCCCGGAGCUGGAGCGGCUCAUGAAGGAGAUCAGCGGGCUGGCAGAGUCGGGCGCCCGCUACACCGAGAUGCCGCACGUCAUCGAGGUCACGCUGCCCAUGCUCUGCAACUACCUGCCCCGCUGGUGGGAGCGGGGCCCCGAGACCGUCCCCCAGGGGCCCUGGUGCACCCAGGUGACCUCCGAGCACCUCAACACCCUGCUGGGCAACAUCCUCCGCAUCAUCGUCAACAACCUGGGCAUUGACGAGGCCUCCUGGAUGAAGAGGCUGGCAGUCUUCGCCCAGCCCAUCGUGAGCAAGGCGCGGCCCGAGCUGCUGCGCUCGCAUUUCAUCCCCACCAUGGAGAAGCUGAAGAAGCGCUCGGGGAAGGUGGUGGCCGAGGAGGAGCAGCUGCGGCUGGAGGCCAAGACCGAGUCGGAGGACGCGGAGCUGCUGAUCCGUGACGAGUUCUCGGUGCUCUGCCGGGACCUGUAUGCCCUCUACCCGCUGCUCAUCCGCUACGUGGACAACAACAGGGCCAAGUGGCUGAUGGAGCCCAACUCGGACGCCGAGGAGCUGUUCCGCAUGGUGGGCGAGGUGUUCAUCUACUGGUCCAAGUCACAUAAUUUCAAGCGGGAGGAGCAGAACUUCGUGGUGCAGAACGAAAUUAACAACAUGUCCUUCCUGACGGCCGACAGCAAAAGCAAAAUGUCCAAGUCUGGAGAAGGCCAGGCGGGCAGCUCAGAGCAGGAGCGGACCAAGAAGAAGCGGCGGGGGGAUCGUUACUCCGUGCAGACCUCGCUCAUUGUGGCCACGCUGAAGAAGAUGCUGCCCAUCGGCCUCAACAUGUGCUCGCCCACCGACCAGGAGCUCAUCACCCUGGCCAAGGGCCGCUACGCCCUGAAAGACACCGACGAGGAGGUGCGGGAUGUUCUCAACAACAACCUGCACCUGCAGGGCAAGUGCGAGAACCCCGCCUCCAUGCGCUGGCAGCUGGCCCUGUACCGCGAGAUGUCGGGCAAGGCCGAGGACGCCAACCGGCCCGAGAAGAUCGUGCGACGGGUGCAGGAGGUGUCGGCUGUGCUCUUCCACCUGGAGCAGACCGAGCACCCCUACAAGUCGAAGAAGGCCGUGUGGCACAAGCUGCUGUCCAAGCAGCGCCGUCGCGCCGUGGUCGCCUGCUUCCGCAUGACGCCGCUCUACAACAUGCCCAGGCACCGGGCCUGUAACAUGUUCCUGGAGAGCUACAAGCUGGCCUGGAUCGUCACGGAGGAGCACGCCUUCGAGGACAGGAUGAUCGACGACCUGGCCAAACCGGGCGAGGAGGAGGAGGAGGAGGAAGAGCAGAUGGAGAAGAAUCCCGACCCCCUGCACCAGCUCAUCCUGCACUUCAGCCGCACGGCGCUGACGGAGAAGAGCAAACUGGACGAGGACUAUCUGUACAUGGCCUACGCCGACAUCAUGGCGAAGAGCUGUCACAUUGAAGAAGGUGAAGAGGAAGGUGGCGAGAAAGACGAGGAGGAGGCCGAAGGCUCAUUUGAGGAGAAGGAGAUGGAGAAGCAGAAGCUGCUCUACCAGCAGUCACGGCUGCACAACCGCGGGGCGGCCGAGAUGGUGCUGCAGAUGAUCAGCGCCUGCAAAGGGGAGCCAGGCGCCAUGGUGUCCUCCACCCUCAAGCUGGGCAUUUCCAUCCUGAACGGAGGCAACGUGGAAGUGCAGCAGAAAAUGCUGGAUUACCUGAAGGAGAAGCGGGAGGUGGGUUUCUUCCAGAGCGUGCAGGCCCUGAUGCAGACCUGCAGCGUCCUGGACCUCAACGCCUUCGAGCGGCAGAACAAGGCCGAGGGGCUGGGCAUGGUGACGGAGGAAGGAACAAUCAUCCGUCGGGAAAAUGGAGAGAAGGUGAUGGCGGACGACGAGUUCACGCAGGAUCUCUUCCGGUUCCUGCAGCUCCUGUGUGAGGGCCACAACAACGAUUUCCAGAACUACCUGCGCACGCAGACGGGGAACACGACCACCGUUAACAUCAUCAUCUGCACCGUGGACUAUCUGCUGCGACUGCAGGAGUCCAUCAGCGAUUUCUACUGGUACUACUCGGGCAAGGACAUCAUCGACGAGCAGGGCAAGCGCAACUUCUCCAAGGCCAUGGCCGUGGCCAAGCAGGUCUUCAACAGCCUGACAGAGUACAUCCAGGGCCCGUGCACGGGGAACCAGCAGAGCCUGGCGCACAGCAGGCUCUGGGACGCCGUGGUCGGCUUCCUCCACGUCUUUGCCCACAUGAUGAUGAAACUGGCUCAGGACUCCAGCCAGAUCGGGCUGCUGAAGGAGCUGCUGGACCUGCAGAAGGACAUGGUGGUGAUGCUGCUGUCCCUGCUGGAGGGGAACGUGGUGAAUGGCACCAUUGCGCGGCAGAUGGUGGACAUGCUGGUGGAGUCGUCCAGCAACGUGGAGAUGAUCCUCAAGUUCUUCGACAUGUUCCUGAAGCUGAAGGACAUUGUGGCGUCGGACGCCUUCCUGGACUACAUCACCGACCCGCGGGGGCUUAUCUCCAAGAAGGACUUCCAGAAGGCCAUGGACAGCCAGAAGCAAUACACGCCCUCCGAGAUCCAGUUCCUGCUCUCCUGCUCCGAGGCGGACGAGAACGAGAUGAUCAACUACGAGGAGUUCGCCAACCGCUUCCAAGAGCCGGCCAAGGACAUCGGCUUCAACGUGGCCGUGCUGCUCACCAACCUCUCGGAGCACGUGCCCCACGACAGCCGGCUCAAGACCUUCCUGGAGCUGGCCGAGAGCAUCCUCAACUACUUCCGGCCCUACCUGGGCCGCAUUGAGAUCAUGGGGGCCAGCAAGCGCAUCGAACGCAUCUACUUCGAGAUCAGCGAGACCAACAAGGCCCAGUGGGAGAUGCCCCAGGUCAAGGAGUCCAAGCGGCAGUUCAUCUUCGACGUGGUCAACGAGGGCGGCGAGUCGGAGAAGAUGGAGCUCUUUGUCAACUUCUGCGAGGACACCAUCUUCGAGAUGCAGAUCGCGUCGCAGAUCUCGGAGGAGGAAGCGGGGAAGGAAGAGGAGGAGGAGGAAGAGGGCGAAGGCGGGGAGGGGACCGAGGCGGAGAAGGCGGCCGGGGCUCCUCCGGAGGCGACCUCAGCUUUCGGGGAGUUCCUGGCUGGGGUGCUGGACUUCUUCCACAUGUUCACCUACCGCAACGUGCGCCGCCAGCUCCGCCGGCUGAAGAAGAUGACGGUCAAGGAGCUGGCGGUGGGCGUGAGCUCCUGCGUCUACGCCGUCUUCCUGGGCACGGUGCUCUUCUUCUCCGGCGUCCUCAAGGGCCUCUUGCUUCUCCUCUGGAACGUGCUCUUCGGUGGCGGGCUGGUGGAAGGCGCCAAGAAGCUCACGGUGACUGAGCUGCUGGCCAGCAUGCCCGACCCCACGCAGGACGAGGUCCACGGGGACCUGGGGCCGGCCGAGGACGGGCAGGAGGCGGCCGAGGGCGGGGAGGCAGCCCAGUUCGUGGAGGCCGGCAAGGAGGAGGCCCCUGACGAGGCGGGGGACGUCUUCAGUCUGGAGAUGAAGAAGGACGCCGGGCAUUACCGAACGACUGCCCCCGAUGCCCCCGGGGGGCUGGGGGAUAUGGGGGACACCACGGCGGUGGAACCGCCCACCCCCGAGGGGACUCCCAUCCUCAAGAGGAAGCUGGGGCUGGAAGGGGAGGAGGAGGAGGCCCAGCCGGAGCCGGAGAAGAUCGAAGAGCCGCCUGCAGAGGCUGAGAAGGCCGACAUGGAGAACGGGGAGAAGGCGGGGCCGGAGGAGCCGGAGGCCCCCCAGGAGCCGGCGGCCGAGGCCCCGAGGAAGCACCGGAGGAAGUCGGCCACCCCGCGGGAGCGCAAGGAGGAGCCGGCCGACGGCAGCUUGGAGUUCUGGGCCGAGCUGGAGAUCCAAAGGGUCAAGUUCCUGAACUACCUGUCCCGGAACUUCUACAACCUGCGCUUCCUGGCUCUCUUCCUGGCCUUCGCCAUCAACUUCAUCCUCCUCUUCUACAAGGUGUCGGACUCCCCGCCAGGCGAGGAGGAGCUGGAGGACUCCGGCUUGCUGGAGGAGCUGGCGGGGGGCUCGGGCUUCGGGGCCAGCGGCGACGGGGCCGGGGAGGACGAGGAGGAGGACAGCGUGGUCUAUUUCUUCCUGGAGGAGAGCACGGGCUACAUGCAGCCCACGCUGCAGUUCCUGUCCAUCACCCACACGCUGGUGGCCUUCCUCUGCAUCAUUGGCUACAACUGCCUCAAGGUCCCGCUGGUGAUUUUCAAGCGGGAGAAGGAGCUGGCUCGCAAGCUGGAAUUUGACGGGCUCUACAUCACCGACCAGCCUGAGGACGACGACAUCAAGGGCCAGUGGGACCGGCUGGUGCUGAACACCCCGUCCUUCCCGAGCAACUACUGGGAUAAAUUUGUCAAGAGAAAGGUGCUGGAGAAAUACGGCGACAUUUACGGGCGGGAGCGGAUCGCGGAGCUGCUGGGCAUGGACCUGGCCAGCCUGGAGAUCAGCGCCCAGAGCGAGAGGAAACCGCAGCCCGACAAGUCCCUGCUGACGUGGAUCACGUCCAUCGACAUCAAGUAUCAGCUCUGGAAGUUCGGCGUCAUCUUCACCAACAACUCCUUCCUCUACCUGGUCUGGUACAUGGUCAUGUCCCUGCUCGGCCACUACAACAACUUCUUCUUCGCCGCCCACCUGCUGGACAUCGCCAUGGGCGUCAAGACACUGCGCACCAUCCUCUCCUCCGUCACCCACAACGGCAAGCAGCUGGCGAUGACGGUGGGGCUGCUGGCCGUGGUCGUCUACCUCUACACCGUGGUGGCCUUUAACUUCUUCCGCAAGUUCUACAACAAGAGCGAGGACGAGGACGAGCCGGACAUGAAAUGUGACGACAUGAUGACAUGCUACCUGUUCCACAUGUACGUGGGGGUGCGGGCGGGCGGGGGCAUCGGGGACGAGAUCGAGGACCCGGCCGGAGACGAGUACGAGCUUUACCGCGUGGUGUUCGACAUCACCUUCUUCUUCUUCGUCAUCGUCAUCCUGCUGGCCAUCAUCCAGGGCCUGAUCAUCGACGCCUUCGGGGAGCUGCGCGACCAGCAGGAGCAGGUGAAGGAGGACAUGGAGACCAAGUGCUUCAUCUGCGGCAUCGGCAGCGACUAUUUCGACACGACGCCGCACGGCUUCGAGAGCCACACGCUGGAAGAGCACAACCUGGCCAACUACAUGUUCUUCCUGAUGUACCUCAUCAACAAGGACGAGACGGAGCACACGGGCCAGGAGUCCUACGUCUGGAAGAUGUACCAGGAGCGCUGCUGGGAUUUCUUCCCCGCCGGCGACUGCUUCCGCAAGCAAUACGAAGACCAGUUGGGCUAG
Molecule: messenger RNA, 14988 nt
Organism: Emys orbicularis (European pond turtle)
Lineage: Eukaryota; Metazoa; Chordata; Testudines; Emydidae
Gene: RYR1
Product: ryanodine receptor 1
Exons: 104
Coding region: 1-14988 (4995 amino acids)
Biological process (GO): striated muscle contraction; intracellular calcium ion homeostasis; release of sequestered calcium ion into cytosol by sarcoplasmic reticulum
Cellular component (GO): sarcoplasmic reticulum membrane; smooth endoplasmic reticulum; Z disc
Molecular function (GO): ryanodine-sensitive calcium-release channel activity; protein binding
Source: RefSeq, a predicted model, not a curated record